AUGAGCGCCGCAACAAUGCGGCCGAGGCCCUUGCCAGCACAUGCCCCUGGAGCCACUGUCUUGACAUAUACCCCAAAUGGCCGAUACAUAAUUACAGCAGGAUCCAAUUCCGCAAUCCGUAUUUACACCGUCGGCGACGAUGGCUCGCCCAGAACGGUUGAUGAGGGUGUCGACACACAUUUUGGAAUUAUUGCGACGAAUGAUUUUUUUAUUACUGGCGCUGAAGAUGGAACCGUAUGGCGCUACGAUCUUGAGUCUGGGAAAAUGGACAAAUUGCUUGUACGAUGCGCGCUUCCCGUGCGCGAUCUUGCGAUUUCAAGUGAUGGCAAGUGGAUUGCUGUUGCUAGCGAUGAACUCACAGUCAAAGUCGUCAACGUCGACGACAUGACAAACGUAAAAUACCUUCGCGAACAAACCAAAGGCUCCAAACACGUCUCCUUUGAUCCUAGCGGCCGAUUUAUCGCAGUCUCUUGCACGGAUGGAGUGUUAUACAUCUAUUCUGUCGCAUCGGAAGAACCGGAACUGGUACGCAAAAUCGACGGUGCUGUUCGACGGCUUGAACCGGAGGAUGAGGCUACGUCGCGGGUAAUUUGGCAUCCAGAUGGCACAGCUUUCGCUACUGCGCAGGCUACGCGCGAAGUCGCUAUUUUUUCGGCGUCAGACUGGAGUCCGCAGAAAUCAUUCACUAGUGCACACAAUGGUGAUAUUACGGCUCUCGGGUGGUCGCCUAAUGGUGCCUUGCUCGCUACUGCAGGUGCAGAUGGUCAGAUCUUGCUUUGGGAGACGAGUACACAGAAUAUUCUCCAAAAGUAUGACGAUUUUGACAACGUUAUCAAUCUUUCAUGGCAUCCUUCGAGGAAUAUGCUGUGUUUCAGUACAUCCGAUGGCGAGCUGUAUAUCCACGACAAUUUUGUUAGUCCAGAGUACCAGUCCAUUCUCGAAAAACGACUCGAACCGUUUUCUGUCCGAUCUGCUCCAUUGGGAGAGACGUCUGGUAAUGCAAGGAAGCAGAUCCCUAGCAGGUCCAAAAUUGACGAUGUGGCGAAACCCAGAAGAGGCGGUUCGCCGGACUCGUUAGAUGAUAUUCUGGGUAUGGAUGAGGAUGAUAAUUUCGUGGAAGACGAUGACGGUGCUGGGUAUGCAGAAGAAAUUAAUGGUCAUGGGAAACGAACAAACGGUCAUUUAGAUGGCCCCGAUGGCCGAGAUUCGAAACGUCUGGCGUCGUACUGGGAGCCUACGAUCCACGAAGCUUUCCAGCCGGGAAGCACUCCUUGGAAGGGCAAUCGACGAUAUUUAUGUCUUAAUUUGACUGGAGUUGUGUGGACGGUCGACCAGGAAACACACAACACAGUCACAGUUGAGUUUUAUGACAGCGAGAUGCACCGAAAUUUCCAUUUUACGGAUCCUUAUCGAUAUGACAAGGCUUGUCUGAAUGAAAAUGGGGCGCUGUUUAGCUCUUCAACUGAGGAUGAUGGUGCGGCAAUGAUUUAUUACCGCCCUCACGAGACGUGGACAACACGGGGAGACUGGCGAACCCAGCUGCCUCCCGGUGAAACGGUCAAAGCCAUCGCACUGAGUGAGUCUUACAUUGUGGUGUUGACGUCGACCAACUACGUUCGCAUAUACACACUAUAUGGAACGCCCUUCCGGGUUUACAGACAAAAGAGUCCAGCUAUUACUUGUGCAGCAUGGAGAGACUAUGUCAUGACUAUCGGCAAUGGACCUGUUGGACACAAUGGAUUUACAGCGUUGACAUACUCGAUUGAAAAUGUCAAACGAGACGAGAUUUGUCAAAACGAGGAUAUCGUUGCGAUUACGGACAGGGAACAAUUGAAGAAUGUUUUCUUCUCUGAUAACGGGGAUCCCUGUAUUUAUGAUUCUGAAGGUGUUUUGUUAAUCCUACAACACUGGCGAACACCAGGCCAAGCCCGAUGGGUCCCUCUCCUCGAUACCAAGCUGCUCGACCGCUUAUCCAAAGGUCGCAAAGAAGAGACCUACUGGCCUGUGGCCGUGGCCCAGAAUAAAUUCCACUGCAUCAUUCUCAAGGGUGGCGAGACUGACCCAUACUUUCCGCGACCGUUGCUCAGCGAAUUCGACUUCAAAAUCCCUGUUUCUACGAAACCGUCAGCACCAAAUCAAGACGACGACGAAGAGUCAGAGACAAUCCGCAACGACGCGGCCCGUUUUGAAGAAGCAUUCGUCCGUGAGAAUCUGUUUUAUAGUCUAUUCCAAGACCUCAUCUCCACAACCAACGCGACGCGCAACCAGCGCGCUGAACUGGCAAGAAGAGAAGUCGAAAUUGACAAGAUCCUCCUUCAAAUGCUGGCCGUUGAGUGCCGAGAGGGCGAAGAUCGAGGCAUGAAAGCUCUGGAAUUAGUAGGCAUGCUGCAAGACCGGAGUGGAAAGAUGAUCGAGGCGGCUGUCAAGAUUGCGCAGAGAUACAAUCGGUCGAUCUUGGAGGAUAAGAUUCGGGAUCUGGGAGAGAGGAGGUUGAUGGGAAUGGAGGAGGAUGAUGACGAGCUUGCUUAA
Messenger RNA from Talaromyces amestolkiae, 2529 nucleotides. RefSeq lists its product as uncharacterized. Lineage: Eukaryota; Fungi; Ascomycota; Eurotiomycetes; Eurotiales; Trichocomaceae. Gene Ontology annotation, biological process: DNA-templated DNA replication; DNA repair; mitotic cell cycle. Bases 1 to 2529 code for a protein of 842 amino acids. The transcript has 8 exons. Gene Ontology annotation, molecular function: protein binding; chromatin binding. The record is from RefSeq and is a predicted model, not a curated record. Gene Ontology annotation, cellular component: nuclear replication fork.